CGGGGCUCCGCCCCUUCCCGCGUGACGUCACGGCGCCGGAAGGGUCUCGGCGCGCUCGUGACGUCAGCCCUUCCUUCUUUCCCCGGGAGGCCGGAGUGAGGGCACCAUGGGCCGCGUCAUCCGCGGGCAGAGGAAAGGCGCGGGCUCCGUGUUCCGUGCCCACGUGAAGCACAGGAAGGGCCCGGCCAAGCUCCGCGCCGUGGACUUCGCCGAGCGGCACGGGUACAUCAAGGGCAUCGUCAAGGACAUCAUCCACGACCCGGGGCGGGGCGCGCCGCUGGCCAAGAUCGCCUUCCGUGACCCGUACCGCUUCAAGAAGCGCACGGAGCUCUUCAUCGCCGCCGAGGCCCAGCUGAACAUCGGGAAUGUCCUGCCCGUGGGCACCAUGCCCGAGGGCACCAUCGUGUGCUGCCUGGAGGAGAAGCCAGGGGACCGCGGGAAGCUGGCGCGCGCCUCCGGCAACUACGCCACCGUCAUCUCCCACAACCCUGAGACCAAGAAAACCAGAGUGAAGCUGCCCUCAGGCUCCAAGAAAGUCAUUUCUUCUGCAAACAGAGCUGUUGUGGGAAUCGUGGCUGGGGGAGGCCGCAUUGACAAGCCCAUCCUGAAGGCCGGCCGUGCCUACCACAAGUACAAGGCCAAGAGGAACUGCUGGCCACGAGUCCGUGGUGUGGCCAUGAACCCUGUGGAGCAUCCCUUCGGAGGAGGCAACCACCAGCACAUCGGGAAGCCCUCGACCAUCCGCAGGGACGCCCCGGCGGGACGCAAGGUGGGGCUGAUCGCCGCGCGCCGCACCGGCCGCCUGCGCGGCACCAAGACCGUGCAGGAGAAGGAGAACUGAGCUCCCAGCCCGGGGGCCACUCAAUAAACCUGUACAACACAG
Molecule: messenger RNA, 883 nt
Organism: Zonotrichia albicollis (white-throated sparrow)
Lineage: Eukaryota; Metazoa; Chordata; Aves; Passeriformes; Passerellidae
Source: RefSeq, a predicted model, not a curated record